Puntigrus tetrazona (Sumatra barb) is the source of this 1514-nucleotide messenger RNA. It is a transcript of the gene orc6, whose product is annotated as origin recognition complex, subunit 6. Gene Ontology annotation, cellular component: nuclear origin of replication recognition complex. Gene Ontology annotation, molecular function: DNA binding. Gene Ontology annotation, biological process: DNA replication initiation; DNA replication. The transcript has 7 exons. Lineage: Eukaryota; Metazoa; Chordata; Actinopteri; Cypriniformes; Cyprinidae. The coding region runs from base 220 to 993 and encodes 257 amino acids. The record is from RefSeq and is a predicted model, not a curated record.
GCUUGGCCCGCAGUAACAUUUGACGAACGCAUAAAAAUAUUAUAUGUAUUUUGCCAAAACGACAUAUGCCCCGCCCAUUUCUUGACGCGCCAAUGGCAGGCCCGGACGUUUAUUUCGGGUGUGACACGUGUUCGUUUUCGCGCGAAAUCAGUCUGUGUGCGAAGUCUCCGCCGAGAGGGAUCUGUUGAGCUGCAGAGAAGAUCGGAGCAACUUUACGUAAUGGAUAAAGAGUUAUUUCGUAAGCUUGCGUCGAAGAUCGGGAUAACGUCUGUUAAAGUGUUGAGUCAGGCAGAUGAAUACAUGCGAUUAUCCCAGGUGAAAUGUGUGGGGCUGGGUUCCGUUACAGCCACCAGCAAGGCCAUCAUUUGUCUCGAGUUGGCAGCGACUUCAAUGAAGUUUCCUUUAGACAAGGAGUAUGCCGUCAAACUGUCUGGACUGAGUCCUAAAGUUUACUCCAGUAAUCUGAAGGCUGUGGAGUGCAUGCUGGGCCUGCAGUCCAACCUGGGGCUCAGAGAUCUUGCAGUGCAGUAUGGGUGUUUGGAAGCGGUUAAAGUGGCCUCUCAGAUCCUUCAGAGGUAUGAGACCAGUUUGCCUGCUGCUCAGCAACAAGACCUUGACCUCUCAAAGGCUCUCUUUACCACAGCAGCUCUAUAUACAGCGUGCAAGUGCAUGAAACUCAGAACCGACAGGAAAUUAGCCUCUUCAUCUGGAGCAAAGAAGGGCGUAUUUGACCGGCUGUGCGCACAGUUUCAGAAAUUUGGACAGGAGAUCUGCAAUGAGGCUUCAUCUAUAGAGAAACCAGGCAAAAAUGUUCAAAAGAGGCAGAAGACAAUCACUGAAAUGCUAGAAACAGAAGGAGGUGAUGAAAAGCUUUCAACGUCUCCUAAGCGAGAGCGGGUUGAGAGGACUGAGGAGGAAGAGACCCAAAAUUAUGAAGAGUGGAAAAGAAAAAUCCUUGAAAAUGCAUUAAAAGCAAAGCCCGUAGAUUCUUGAACGCUGCGGUUUUGUUUCAAGUUUAUUAAAUUAUGGUUCUGCAUAAUGACGAGACCUUACUUUGAGCUGGAUGUCAUGCUCUAUUACUGAGAGAAGUUGUCUGCCCCCUUCUGGCUUCUUGUGCAAGUUGUUUCACUCACAAAUGGACAUUUGCAAAGGGAUUGAGGCACUUUUUAUUAUCCUUUUGUUCACCAUUUCUUGGCGUGAAUAUGGUUACUAUUUUUAUGACGCUUAAUAUUUUGCAAAGGCUUGCUAAAUUGUUGAGUUCCUUAUUUAGAUCAUGUUCUCGAAAUGCAUGAUUUUGAUCUCGUUUCAUUUAUUUUGUCUGUGUAUAAUCCAUUAUGAUUUGGAUGAUUAUGUCUGGUGAAAGCAUGACUUCUGUGGUAAAACCUCUCCGGAGACGUAUAAUGCAUUCAAGAUCAUCUGCAUGUGUUUUAUUCAUUUGUUUCAAUAGGAAAUGGCUUAUCUGCUUCCAGUUUAGUUUGAUUUUAUGAAUAAAAUGUGUAUUCUUGACAACUUAA